AUGCAUUGGCUGUGCCAAAGCAAGAGUGGCCUGGGCCCUGCCCUCGUUGCCUUGCUCUCCUAUGCAAGGCUUGGAUCAGCUGCUCUUGAGGGAGUGCUUGGAAACUCGACCGAGUCUAUGUCUACAAGUAAGAGCCUUGCUCAGACGCGUUACCUCUCGGCCGGGCACCAGGGCAAUGACGUUGACAACGCUAGAGCUGCCAUCGAGAAUGUCCUUCGAGCCCAAAUGACUUCAGAGUUUGACUCAGCCUGGUACGGGACUUACAAAGUGUCACUUGACGCGCCUGAGCCCACGGAAAAUUCCACCUACUGGCCACCCAAAAUAUAUCUCAUCCAAAUCGUGGAGCUUUACUCAGACCUGCUUGGCAAUGAGCUCAUCACCCAAAUCGAGGAGUCUCUCGAGAAGGCUGCGGUGGGUGCCAUGCGGCGCAAUGGCACCUAUCCCCUGGACGACAACCUGACACUGGGCUACUCAAAUCCUGCACUUAUGCGCGCUUUGGUUGUAGGGUGGAUCGGAGCCCGCCGGAAUAACUCAACAUUCAUCGACUUCGCCAAUGAGCAAGGCGACUCACUGCUCGAGCUGUUCAAGUCAGACGGCUACAAUACUCUGGGCGAGUACAACGCACCGACUUACUAUGGCAUGGACACCUGGGCCUUAGCAGCCAAUAUUGCCUACGGGCCGAAGAACGCGACCAUGACCACGAACUCUGAGUACAUUCUCACUGAGCUGUGGAAAGAUAUCGCAGACCACUACAAUCCCCUGUUGCGCAAUAUGGUGGGCCCUUACGACCGCGCAUACACCCGCGACAUGACCGCCCAUUCUUCUGUCCUGUCAUUGUGGUGGUGGAGCAUGUUCGGACAUGAGUAUGGGGGCCAACCGUUACUGGGAGAGGCUGAUUUGCUCUACGACGUGAUCCAGGGAGCUGCCAUUGCACUUGUCUCGGACACUGCACUGAAAUACAUCCCAGAGGAUACCGUGGACGCACUGAAGGCCACAGGAAAAUGGCAAGGGGAGCGUCUUCUCAAUAAGACUAUCCGGGAGUCUCUUGACACGGACGUAGUUCGAGUUGCUACAUCCUGGUUGUCGGCGGAGGUCAUGGUUGGUGGUGUAUCCCAGACAGAAACGACCAACCGCGGCGAACAAUUCGUUCCAGCAAUUGUGCACUGGGCUUCGGAUCCGGAGAAGACACCUUCCCCAUAUGUCGGCUUCUUCUCGCUGUACCCGACUGCUUCGACGGUUGACGCUGUAGCCGGUCCCAAGAUGUUGACAGUUUCGUAUCCCAACACAACGCAGGAUGGCACCGAUAUUUUCACAUUUGCUGUAUCUGGCAUCCCACCGGGCUGGGUGCUGAGCGGGAAAAAGAUCACGGGGCUGGAGGACCUACCAUGCUUGAGUGUUGACGUAUCUGCUCCAGGCUUGGAAGCGUUACCUGUUACAGCGUCAACCAGUACGCUGGAGGACCAUUUCUAUUACAACGUUUCUUAUGUGGUCCCAGCUGGUUUUGAUGGGAUACCGUUGGUGCAUUUGGACCUUGAGUACACUUGCUGA
This is a messenger RNA of Diaporthe amygdali, 1548 nucleotides long. RefSeq lists its product as uncharacterized. The transcript is spliced from 4 exons. Bases 1 to 1548 code for a protein of 515 amino acids. Lineage: Eukaryota; Fungi; Ascomycota; Sordariomycetes; Diaporthales; Diaporthaceae. The record is from RefSeq and is a predicted model, not a curated record.